Molecule: messenger RNA, 690 nt
Organism: Achroia grisella
Lineage: Eukaryota; Metazoa; Arthropoda; Insecta; Lepidoptera; Pyralidae
Exons: 4
Coding region: 16-534 (172 amino acids)
Source: RefSeq, a predicted model, not a curated record
CAGUGUGUUAUUAACAUGUGGCGGUUAAUAUUAUUUAGUGCAGUGUUGGCAGUGGCGUACGGACAGACCACUCCAGUCAGUCAAUGCACUUCUAAUGCGGGAGUACUGCCAAUUAAUACAUACAUCGAGGACUGCUACGAUCCCCCGUGCCUGCUGCCUCAACUAGAGUAUGUGGUCAUCCACAUCGCAUUUAGAGCUCCACGCACCAUGCGUAGUAUGCGUACUUUAGCGACGGCUUAUCUGUCAGUGAUCGGCGGAAUAGCGAUACCAGUACCUUACGAUCUUCAAGAGAACGCCGUUACUUGUAAUUUCCUCACCAACACCUACUGUCCCGUGCUAGAGAGCGAAGUCGUCUUGUAUACUUUGCACAUGUUCAUUGAAUCCUUCAUGCCAGUGGACACUUCGGCUGCUAUAGAGUUCCGAGUGGUAGACCAGAGUGACAACACUCCUGUGUUCUGUCUACGGACGAACAUUAGAGUUACACCACCGCUGGGCAAGGCGAUCGCAUCUUCAAAUAAUUCUACGGUCAACUGAAACAUGUCUAAACAUGCCUAGCAAUGUCACCAACGACUGUUUUCAUUUGUUUCUUCGCAUAGAAAAACUAAAGCACGAGUUUUAAUACGAUUUUAAAGAUAGUUAUUAAGAAAUUAAUUAGGUUCUGGUAUUGUUUAUAUAUUAUAUGCAUUCUAU